Paralichthys olivaceus (Japanese flounder) is the source of this 4888-nucleotide messenger RNA. Its product is annotated as peripheral plasma membrane protein CASK. Gene Ontology annotation, molecular function: signaling receptor binding; ATP binding; protein kinase activity. Gene Ontology annotation, biological process: intracellular protein localization; protein phosphorylation; regulation of neurotransmitter secretion. NCBI's taxonomy places the organism in Eukaryota, Metazoa, Chordata, Actinopteri, Pleuronectiformes, Paralichthyidae. Gene Ontology annotation, cellular component: cell-cell junction; plasma membrane; basolateral plasma membrane. The record is from RefSeq and is a predicted model, not a curated record.
CAGCAUCCGAGCCACAGCACGGGAACCGGAGCGGCGGUGAGCGGAGGGAAGGCUGCACCGGAGCACGGUAGAAUUAUCAAGCACGGACGGUGCAUGCAACGGACACCGUCGUCGAUAUGAGCGCGGAGCUCUUCCACUCGGGCUCGGGAAGCUGAAGCACACUGCAGCCCGGUCACAUCGCGUAUUCUCUGGGAUAAGCCAUCGCUGAUACGACUGGGUGUACACGGCGAGAACCAACCGGUGAUUCCAUCGACUGCUAACCAGGCUAGCCGACCAUUUUCCAGAGCCCCCGUUAGCUUGCGGUGAAGAAGAGGAGCAUCUUUGCUUCGUGUCUGGCGGAUGUUACCGCGGGGGUUUCGCACCUGGCACUACCCAGCAGCGGGGCAUGCAAAGCGGACUGUUAUUCGUUUGCAAACGAGCGAGGAAAUCUCCACGCCCUGGGCUCCGCUCCGUGGAUGCUGUUUAAGCUAGUUCGCUGGCUAGCCAGGCUACCGGGAGAAUAGCUCGGGAGAAGGUGGGGCCGCGGGAGUGACAGCCUCGGACUCUAGCUAAUGUUGCUAGCGGGAUAACUUGGACUCCUCGGUGGCUCUCCAGUGGUAUAUUUCCCUGACACUGACAUUUUGGAGGGGAAGGGGGUUUGAAUUACCACCAGUGUGCAGCAGAACCACCAUUCAGCAAUAGAAACACGUUAUUAUUGAUUCCCCCUAAACCUCCCGAGGAGAGCAUCCUCCCUUACCUGCAUGACCAUGGCGGACGACGACGUGUUGUUCGAGGAUGUCUACGAGCUGUGCGAGGUGAUUGGAAAGGGUCCCUUCAGCGUGGUGCGGCGCUGCAUCAACAGGGACACGGGCCAGCAGUUCGCCGUAAAGAUCGUCGAUGUGGCCAGCUUCACCUCAAGCCCCGGCCUCAGCACAGAGGAUCUAAAGCGAGAGGCUAGUAUCUGCCACAUGCUCAAACACCCUCACAUCGUGGAGCUGCUGGAGACCUACAGCUCUGAUGGCAUGCUCUACAUGGUCUUUGAAUUUAUGGAUGGAGCCGACCUGUGCUUUGAAAUUGUCAAGAGAGCAGAUGCCGGGUUUGUGUACAGCGAAGCAGUGGCCAGCCACUACAUGAGGCAGAUUUUGGAGGCACUUCGAUACUGCCACGACAACAAUGUGAUUCAUCGUGACGUAAAGCCUCACUGUGUGCUGUUGGCCUCAAAGGAGAACUCUGCUCCAGUCAAGCUUGGAGGGUUUGGAGUGGCAAUACAGCUGGGAGAGUCUGGAUUAGUAGCUGGAGGCCGAGUUGGUACUCCCCACUUCAUGGCCCCAGAGGUGGUGAAGAGGGAGCCAUAUGGCAAACCGGUGGAUGUGUGGGGAUGUGGGGUCAUCCUCUUCAUCCUCCUGUCUGGCUGCCUUCCUUUCUACGGCACCAAGGAGCGCUUGUUCGAAGCCAUCAUUAAAGGCAAAUACAAGAUGAACCCCCGCCAAUGGGCCCACAUCUCAGAGAGUGCCAAAGACCUGGUGAGACGCAUGCUGAUGCUGGACCCUGCCGAGAGAAUCACAGUUUACGAGGCCCUCAACCACCCCUGGCUGAAGGAGAGGGACAGGUAUGCCUACAAGAUCCACCUGCCUGAAACGGUGGAGCAGCUGAGGAAGUUCAACUCUAGGAGGAAGCUGAAGGGUGCAGUCCUGGCUGCUGUUUCCAGCCACAAGUUUAAUUCCUUCUAUGGAGACCCCCCAGAGGAGCUACAUGACUUCUCAGAUGACCCCACCUCCUCAGGACUGCUAGCUGCUGAAACAGGGGCAGUGUCGCAGGUUUUGGACAGUCUAGAGGAGAUUCAUGCGUUGACAGACUGCAGCGAGAAAGACAUGGACUUCCUGCACAGUGUCUUUGAAGAUCAGCACCUCCACACCCUGCUGGAUCUUUAUGACAAAAUCAACACCAGGUCGUCUCCUCAGAUCAGAAACCCCCCGAGUGAUGGAGUGCAAAGAGCUAAAGAGGUACUGGAAACCAUCUCCUGCUACACAGAGAACAUGGAGGCUAAGGAGCUCAGGAGGAUCCUCACGCAGCCACACUUCAUGGCUCUGCUGCAGACCCAUGAUGUGGUUGCCCACGAGGUUUACAGCGACGAAGCGUUGAGGGUGACCCCCCCACCCACUUCACCAUACCUGAACGGAGACUCCCCGGACAGCACCAACGGAGAUAUGGACCUGGAGAACGUCACCAGGGUUCGCCUGGUGCAGUUUCAGAAGAACACUGACGAGCCUAUGGGCAUUACUCUGAAAAUGAACGAACUCAACCACUGUAUCGUGGCCCGCAUCAUGCACGGUGGCAUGAUUCAUCGACAGGGGACUCUGCAUGUUGGAGAUGAGAUCCGAGAAAUUAAUGGCAUCAGCGUUGCCAAUCAAACGGUGGAACAGCUCCAAAAGAUGCUGAAAGAGAUGAGGGGAAGCAUUACUUUCAAGAUUGUGCCCAGUUACCGGUCCCAGUCCAUGUCCUGUGAGAAAGAGUCACCAGAUUUGUCUCAACAGUCGCCUGCUAACGGUCAUGCUAGUGUCACCAGCUCCAUCCUGGACCUGCCAUCGACGAUUCAGCCCAAAGGCCGUCAGAUCUCCAGAACUACUACUAUCAAGGACAAAUUGUCCAUCAAGAUUUACGUACGCGCUCAGUUUGAAUACGACCCGACGAAAGAUGACCUCAUCCCGUGCAAGGAGGCGGGCAUUCGCUUCCAGGUGGGCGACAUCAUUCAGAUCAUCUCCAAGGACGACCACAACUGGUGGCAGGGAAAGUUGGAGAACACCAAGAACGCCACGGCGGGCCUCAUCCCCUCGCCUGAGCUGCAGGAGUGGCGUGUGGCUUGUAUAGCCAUGGAAAAGACCAAACAGGAACAACAGGCCAGUUGUACCUGGUUUGGCAAAAAGAAAAAACAGUAUAAGGACAAGUACCUGGCAAAGCACAAUGCAGUGUUUGACCAACUAGAUCUGGUGACGUAUGAGGAAGUGGUGAAACUGCCAUCGUUCAAGAGGAAAACACUGGUGUUGCUGGGUGCACACGGAGUGGGAAGGAGGCACAUCAAGAAUACACUCAUCACCAAACAUCCAGACCGGUUCGCAUACCCCAUCCCCCACACAACUCGACCUCCUAAGAAGGACGAGGAGAACGGGAAAAACUACUACUUUGUGACUCAUGACCAGAUGAUGCAGGACAUCAGCAACAAUGACUACCUGGAGUACGGAAGCCACGAGGACGCCAUGUAUGGAACCAGGCUGGAGACCAUCAGGCAGAUCCAUGCACAGGGCAUGAUCUCCAUCCUGGACGUUGAACCACAGGCACUAAAGAUCCUCAGGACUGCAGAGUUUGCUCCCUACGUCGUCUUCAUCGCAGCUCCCACCAUCACCCCAGGCAUGACCGAGGACGACUCUCUGGAGCGGCUCCAGAAGGAAUCGGAGAUGCUGCAGCACACCUACGCUCAUUACUUCGACCAAACCAUCAUCAACAACGAGAUCGACGACACCAUCCGCCUGCUGGAGGAGGCCGUCGACCUGGUGUCCACCACCUCUCAGUGGGUCCCCGUCUCCUGGGUCUACUGACACGCGAUGGACGGCGACCGGCUCAUCACCCCCCGAACCUCUGAUCCGACACGGAUGGUAAACUUUGAUCAGUUCCCCCUCGAGUCACGUCUCUCUCAUCAGGACCAUAACAUUUCCUCUGUAGAUAAACUCGUUGAAAAAGAGGGAAAUGAAGAAACUCUGAACUCUGGUGACGCCUCACGACAGAGACUUGAUCCUGCCCCUUGCCACUUUUUCUCAACAGCCUGAAAGGCGUAUUGUUGUGUACAUAUAUACAUAUAUAUAUAUAUAAAUGAUAAAAACAUAAGUGAAUAUGUUUCUGUCCUCCUAUAGUUGAAGGGUGAGGAGUGUGUGGAGGGGCAGUGUGGUAGAUAUUUUGUACUUUUCUUUUGUAAUCGAUGGAUGGCUGGUACUAGUGGAGGCAAUAGCAAGCAUGACCAUGAAGCAGUCUUAUGUGGGUGCCUGUGUAUGUGGGUGCCUGUGUGUGCGUGGACCUUUAAGGCACUUCUCGUGGUACUGUGUCCUCCUCCUCUCCGACAUCCCACCCCCCCCCGACCUCGGCCCCUGUGACCAACAAGCCGAACUCUGAAGCACAUCGGAAGCUGCUAUAGUGGCGACAAGUUAACUCCCUCAGCUCGGAAUGCAACUUUUGAGUUAAGUGAAGAAAAUAAAAAAUAAAGCACAGGAAACUUGGCAGUUUCUUCCUCCCUCCUCCUCCUCCUCCCCCCCCCCCAGCCCUUUAUUUAUUUCACCGGCCUUCUGUGCCUGUCAGUCUGUUGAAGGAGCACACUUCAUCCCUCUGUCCCCUCCCUGACGAUCUUUGUUUACAUCUCCGUUUGGACAAAAUGGACAAUGAAGAAGACGUGUACCGCAUUUUCCCUCUUCACCUCGCCAUGUUCAUUUUGUCUUGCCUUCGCCACUCGUCCUCACGAACCCUCUCACCCCCCCUCCGUACUAAUCAGCGGGUCAACGGAUCUGGAACAUCGUUCUCGGUGGGGCACAAUCAGCUGUGACACAUCCACCACUUUAAAAAAAAUGGCUCCUGAACUGGAAUACAAAAAAUAACUGAAUGGAAAGGAGAAAAAUCAAACUGCCUUAUCAGAGCCUCGGGAAGGAGACGGUAACACCUAUGCACACCCCUGGUUUCUGCCAGGCAGCCCAACAACAACAACAACAACAACAACAAUAACCAUUUUCUUCUUUCCUCAGAGAGCCACGCUUGUUUAAAAAAAAAAGUGUUGAUAGAAAUGUGUGUGGAAGGGGAGGGGCCUCUCGAAUCCAAUCCUAGAGCCAAACGUUUUGGAACUGUUAACUGUCGUCUUUGAAAAUAUAAAAAG